Pelodiscus sinensis (Chinese soft-shelled turtle) is the source of this 1341-nucleotide messenger RNA. It is a transcript of the gene GPATCH3, whose product is annotated as G-patch domain containing 3. Gene Ontology annotation, molecular function: nucleic acid binding. Gene Ontology annotation, biological process: negative regulation of type I interferon production; positive regulation of DNA-templated transcription; negative regulation of RIG-I signaling pathway. The record is from RefSeq and is a predicted model, not a curated record. NCBI's taxonomy places the organism in Eukaryota, Metazoa, Chordata, Testudines, Trionychidae.
CCGCAUGUACUCGGGCAAGCGCUGGCUGGACGCCCAGGGCGACGCGCUGCCUGGCCGCUGCGUGAUCCGCAGGGUCCGAGUCUCCCCGGAAGCAGAUGUGAACAUGUUCCAGUAUAAAACUAAAAAGGAACUUUAUAAGACACAGAGUGAAACCUUUACCGAGGCAGACUUAAAGUGGUUGCCUGAACUGAACCCCCCUGUGUUCAUGCCCCAGGGGAAUGUGGGAACCCCUGUGAGAGUCUUCCUGGAGCUGAUCAAGGCCUGCAGACUGCCUCCCCCAAUUAUUAAGAAACUGCAGCUACGGUUCCCCAAGACAGGAUCCUCUCGCAGGUACGGGAAUGUGCCCUUUAAUUACCAGGACACUGAGACUGUUGAACAAGAAGAGCUGGUUUAUACAGACACGGGAGAGGAGAUCACAAUGGAAAAGGGAACCCUGGCAAGAACUGGGUCUCAAACUAGCGAUGAGGAAGACAGGGAAGGACCAAGGGAGGAAGAAGCAGAAGAGUCUCACUCAGAUGAUGAUGAUGAUAGGUGUGAAGAGUGGGAGCGCCAUGAGGCUCUGCAUGAGGAUGUAACCAGCCAGGAGCGCACAAAGGAGCGGCUGUAUGAAGAGGAGAUUGAGCUGAAGUGGGAGAAGGGAGGUUCUGGGCUGGUCUUCUACACAGAUGCUCAGUACUGGCAGGAAGAGCAAGGAGACUUUGACGAGCAGACGGCAGAUGACUGGGAUGUGGACAUGAGCAUCUACUACGACAAAGAUGGCGGUGAUAAAGAUGCCCGCGACGCUAUACAGAUGCGCUUGGAGCAGAGACUCCGGGAUGGCUUGGAGGAUGGGUCUGUUUCAGGGCACCAGAUUGGGACCUUUGAGAAAUACACCAAGGGCAUUGGCAGGAAGGUGAUGGAGAGGCAGGGCUGGAUGGAGGGACUGGGUCUAGGGAGCAGCAACUCUGGAAUGGCUGAAGCAUUGGACAGCGAUGGUCAGCAUCCCAGAUGCAAGAGAGGAUUGGGGUACCACGGAGAGAAGCUGCAGACUUUCAGCAAGCCAAAAAAGCGUCGCCGGGACGGCCCACUCCUCAUCUCCACAGUCUACGAUGAGCCCCAACCCGUGGACAGAGGGGACCAGCUGCUUCGGCGCCAGCUGCCCAUUGCCAUGAAGUACAGACAGGACGUGACGUUUAUCCGAGCGACUCCGAGUGCUUACCAGAGCCCCAGUGCCUCAUGAGUUGCUGCUGACCAGAGACUUUGGGAAUCAUUCACUAGAGCAUUAGCAGAACCCUUGUACUGGAACAGCCUCUUCCAUGCUGCUUUGUUACUGGAGGUGGACUUCUGCUGUCUGAUACGAAA